Hansenula ciferrii is the source of this 1266-nucleotide messenger RNA. It is a transcript of the gene MRI1, whose product is annotated as S-methyl-5-thioribose-1-phosphate isomerase MRI1. Bases 1 to 1266 code for a protein of 421 amino acids. The transcript has a single exon. Lineage: Eukaryota; Fungi; Ascomycota; Saccharomycetes; Phaffomycetales; Wickerhamomycetaceae. The record is from RefSeq and is a predicted model, not a curated record. Gene Ontology annotation, molecular function: S-methyl-5-thioribose-1-phosphate isomerase activity.
AUGUCACUAGAAGCUAUUAGAUUUGAUAGAAAUGCUAGAUCAUUAAACAUCUUGGAUCAACUUCUUCUUCCAUAUGCCACUGAAUAUAUUCCAAUCAACACUAUAGCAGAUGCUCACAACGUGAUCAAGAAGAUGCAAGUCCGUGGUGCUCCAGCUAUUGCAAUUGUUGGUAUAUUAUCCAUAUUAGUUGAGCUAGAUCACUAUGUUGAUGGGAAAUUCAAAGAUCAAUCUUUUUAUGAUUUAGGUGAUUUUGCAAAUUUCCAAAAUCAAUUGAUCCAAAGAUUAGAAUAUUUGGUUACAAGUAGACCAACUGCUGUUAAUUUAUCAAACGCAGUUAAUGAAGUUAUUGAAUUGAUCAAGUCCACAAAAGCUAAAUCAAUUGAUGAACUAUAUCCAGAAAUCUUCAAAUAUGGAUGUGAUUUAAUUGAUGAUGAUUAUACAAAUAAUGUUAAAUUAGGUGAUCAUGGUAAAGAUUGGAUCAUUAAACAUUUGGAAAACGAAGGAUUUAAUGGGAAGUUCAGUGUCUUGACAAUUUGUAACACUGGUUCAUUAGCUACAAGUGGAUAUGGUACUGCACUUGGUGUUGUUAGAUCACUUUGGAAUCAUGCUAAAUCAUUCACAACUUCAAAUGAAGAAUCAAAUCAAGAACCAGCUACAAAAAAAUCUAAACCUUCAGGUGCACAUUUUUCAAAAGUAUAUACAUUAGAAACUAGACCAUAUAAUCAAGGUGCAAGAUUAACAGCAUAUGAAUUAGUCUAUGAACAAAUUCCAUCAACUUUAAUUACAGAUUCUAUGGUUACCUAUUUAAUCUCAAGUUUAGCAAAAAACCCAGAUUCACCACCAAUUAAAGCAUGUGUUGUUGGUGCUGAUAGAAUCGUUAAAAAUGGUGAUACUGCAAAUAAAAUUGGUACUUAUCAAUUAGCUUUAAUUUGUAAACAAUUUGGUAUAAAAUUUUUAGUGGCAGCUCCUAAAACAACAAUUGAUUUGAAAACUCCACAUGGUGAUCAAAUCAUUGUGGAACAAAGACCUUCAAAUGAAUUACAAAAUGUAAGUGGUGGUGUUAUUGAUAUUCAAACAAAUGAAGUUGUCAAAGAUUCAAAAGGUCAUGCAAUUAGUGGGAAAGUUGGUGUUGCAGCUCCAGGUAUUGAAGUUUGGAAUCCUUCAUUUGAUGUUACACCUCAUGAUUUAAUUGAUGGGAUUGUUACUGAAGAUGGUGUUAUCACCAAGAAAGAUGGUGAAUUUGAUUUAGAAGCAUUAUUUGUUUAG